CGCGCAUUCGUUAGUUCAACGAGGAUAGUUCGGAAAGUGAAAUUAUGAAGCCCGUCGUCGUUUAUUUGGCCUGCGCGUGGCUGCUCGCUGCGAUCGCAACGAGCCAGGCUGGUUUGCCACCGCCGCCCUCCCGACAGGACGACGUGCUCGUGCUCAUCGACAAGCCCAACGUCGCCGCUCAGCAUGUUCCCUCGGACAGCACCAUAAUUAACGUGAAAAAGAAGAUCCGCGACAAUGUGUACAACUUUUACGAGGACGGCUUCGGCCUCCGAGAGACCCCGCUGCUGUCUAGCUACUGCAGCGAGGCCAGUUGCACCAACUCCUGCAUCCAGCGCAAUUUCGGCUCGAGCUUUGGUUUCUGCAGAAACUCGCUGUGCCAGUGUCUGGUGCCUGCCUACGCGGUCAGGUCCUAAGCUGUGUGUUUUCUGCGACCUUCAAAAAUAAAUGAGCUGCUGAUGCUACAUGGAAUAGUAAAAAUACACUCGACCGCAUCGAGCGAUAAACUGUCGCCAAUCGAUACGGCUCCAGCAUAA
This is a messenger RNA of Trichogramma pretiosum, 533 nucleotides long. RefSeq lists its product as uncharacterized. The transcript has 3 exons. The record is from RefSeq and is a predicted model, not a curated record. Lineage: Eukaryota; Metazoa; Arthropoda; Insecta; Hymenoptera; Trichogrammatidae. Bases 45 to 413 code for a protein of 122 amino acids.